Molecule: messenger RNA, 3680 nt
Organism: Schistocerca gregaria
Lineage: Eukaryota; Metazoa; Arthropoda; Insecta; Orthoptera; Acrididae
Exons: 2
Coding region: 376-1686 (436 amino acids)
Biological process (GO): regulation of transcription by RNA polymerase II
Cellular component (GO): SAGA complex
Molecular function (GO): transcription coactivator activity
Source: RefSeq, a predicted model, not a curated record
CGCGCACGGCCCCAACCAACUUUUCGACCACACUUCGCCAAUACAAACGUCAAUUAAUUUUUUUUUAAUUUUCCACCAGAAAAUUUUUAACUCCAUCCUACUAGGAGAGCCAUAUGUGCCCUCAACACGACUUUUUUUUUCCUACCUCUCGCGAGAAAUUAAUCGGAAAUUUCAAUUUUCACUAUCCCCUGCUCUACAGACCGCCCAAAUUCCCCGUGAAACUCGUAUGAGACACAAGCACAAAGAACCGAGGAGAUAAGGAGCUGUCACUCUGACACACCCAAAUUCUAGUUCGAAAAAAAAAUUUUCUUGACAGCUCUUUUUUUUUCUAAGCUGGUUUAGGUAAAUUUUACGCUUCUACCUCCCUUUCCUUUGAUGUCGUCUGUUUAUGCUCCGUACCGAGAUGAGCAACCCUCCGGAGCUCCUUCGCCAAACAAAAAUUUCAUGUCGGACGACCAAUUAACGAUCAAGCUCCGAAUCUCUCCAUGGACGAACAACGCUCUGAUAAACCAACGACAAAAUGCCCCCUCCAACAACGAAGACCUCGUCAAAAUGGACCAAAGACCGGCGAAUCUCAAAUGCUCCGACGACACCUCCACUUCUCAGAGCAUCGGCCAACCCUACCCCAGGGACGCCUCUUCCGCCCCCCAACAAACGCCGUCCCAACCGGACUUUCAAGCCAGCCAACGCGGCGCCCUGACUCCAAAACCCCUGGAGAUCAGCACACCAGCCUCUCAAGGCAGAAACUCCGCAGCAGACAGCGGCCCCUCUCAGUUCCUGGACCAAGACGACAACAACCAGCAAAAGAGCAAAAAAAGCCGCAACCGGAAACUAAAGAGAAGCACCACCCGCAACAAAAUGAGGGUGGGCAAGGAAGACGGCUUCGUGGGCGAAGACGGCGCUCACGACGCCGGAUACAUCGCAGCCAGAAACAUUUGGAAAACGGUCGAAAGUUAUUUCCUAGAUUUCAAUGAAGAAGACCUCAAAUUUUGUACCAUACAAACAUUAAAUUCUUGCGAAGAGUACUUCACCAUUCCUCCCCUCGGAACCAAAAAACCCGCUGAUAACAAGCCCGGACAAAACAACGACACUGUCCUAAACUCUUCGACCAAACUAGGGACAACCUCAGAAACCGAUGUCAACUGCAACUUCACAUCCCGUCUGAUUUCAGCUCUGAUAGAAGAACUCACAUUCACCCCCCCCAUCCUUCAACUCCUCAACGUCAUUCCUCGCAGCGACUCAAAACAACCACCAUACACUCACGUCCAUGACCACCCCUUCGGGGUCUUCUCGGCCCAAGAGCUCGACUUCGUCGAACAGAGAGUGAAAAAAGAACUCGUCGCCCUCGACCUCUUCAAAGACAACGCGUCCCCCUGCCCUCCAGAAGCUCAAAACCCCAAAGAGCAGGCGGCCGAACUCCCCCUAGAAACAGACGAGGACGAUGUCGUAAAAGAACUAAAAAGACUUCAAGCCGAGCUCAAAAGCCAAAUCCUUGUCAACAACGAGAUCAAGGAAAAGCUGAGAAAAACCGUCGAAGCCUCUUCGGAGUCUCGAAGAAAGGCCAGAGAAGAAAAAGAUGCGCUUUCCAAACAAGAAAAUUUUUAUGUUCAACAGCUAAAACAGAUCAUGAAAAACAAGAAAAAAAAAAUGGGUAAAACACCUUCUAGAUCCGACGAAGACGGAUGAAUCUUUUUACGACUUCACUGUAUUUAUGUUGUUAACACCAAAGCGGCGCGACCUUUUCAAAACUCGAUACGAACCAUACAAAAAACGUCAAAUGGUUUCAGACAGUAUUAAUGUUGCUUGUGUUUGAUUACCAUGUCUCUAAAGUCCUUUUCAUGCGACAAUCUGAAUGGAAGGCUUCCCAACGGCGCCAUGGCAUUCACUAUCAUGUUCGGACAGACCAGAACCAACGCCUUCGCCUCGUAAAACGUCUGAAUUUUACUCUUUUCUUUUAAAAGUUCGCACAUCCACUCGAACAAUCGACCCGUGUUGAGCGCCGCGACUAUGAAUUCUCUGAACUUCGAAUUCUCAUCGCCGAUCUGUGUGUCUCGAUUUAUUGUCUGGACCGUCCUUGACAAAAGAAGAUGUUCCUUUCCAGCGCCUUUCGCGUCCGUGCCCAUGUUCAAUAUAAAAUCCCAGAUAUGGUACUUCUUAAACAAGGAUCGACGCUUCAAUCCCCUUGCCAACACUGAUGCAAUGCUCGUGCAAAACCGAACUCUAAUAUAUAGACCCAAAUUCAAAUCCAAAAAAUCGUCUAACGCCUCCGCCUUCUCCUCUUCUGGGAUGAAAAUCGCUUUUUCCAAGAACCUGAACUUGUCUACAAAACUAGACACCGACUCGUACAAGUGAUAAAUAAUUGAUUGCUCUUGGUGAUUGAGCUCGCUGUUGUGAAGCGCGUCUACGAUGUCGACGAGGUUCCACUUUAUUUCGUCUGCUGGCGUAGAACCCCGCAUCCUCACGAACCAUUCCCCUGGUGGUGUGUAUGCAACAACGACGUAUCCUGGGAGGUGCCAAGUCAAACGGCCUUGCUCCUCUGUACCGCCCCAACUUCUAUCCCCUUCCUUUUCAAUAAUCCAAGUUCCUCUCUUUAGAGCAAUCACGUUCUUUCCUAGACUCAAAUGUACCUCCCGGUCGAUGUAAUCUGGACUUUUGUAUAGCUCUUCGAUGAUCUCACAAAACUGGUCCGGAUAGACAAUCGACACUUCCUCUCCCCACAUAUUCGUCGCCUUCCCCUCUUGAGCAGUUCUGCUCCCCUUUGCGAACCCUUCCAAAUCCGAAACAGACUCCUCCCCCUCGUCCCAAUGAGACCGGUCUGCAUCCCUUAUGAUCAUGCUGCUCUCAAUGUGCCGCUGCCGCGCGUCCUCGAUAAGACUAAUGCCACAUCGGCUGGCAAGAAUACUCGAUGUACUCUUCGACCUAUCGGUGCUUCCACCUUCACACUCGCCCAACAAAGAGGUGAGCGAAGACUCAAAUACUGCACUUCUUUGUAUCGACUCGUCUGCCGUUUGCGUAACCUCUACAGACAUGGCCGAAUAAUACUCCGAGACGUUCACCUCUUCUUCGACACCUCUUCCUAUACCUUCCUUCGAACGCACUACAAGACCGUCUGAGUCCAACCCUUGACCACGUUCGUCCGAAAACCGUCGCUCUUCCACGGCCCUCGUAUAGAUGCUCGAAACUUGCUUGCUCUUCUGGCACGUCAAAAACUCGCUCUCGCCCCUCUCCUCGCCCAUGCUUUUAACGCGUUGAAAAGCACCGGCAACGUCGGUGUCCUCACCUGUCAGAUUUUCGCGACCAUUUUCUUUUUCAUUUAGCUGACAGGUUAGUUCAGUUUUGCACAAAGCAGCCAUCCUCUUAGAUGUCCGCUUUCCUAAGUUUUUGGGUGUCCACAUGCACUGACUUUCUUCGCGCCAUUCCAACACCGACGUGAUUGCCAGAACCCACAGCUCUACCUGCGACGAGCUCGCCGCCUUCAUUAUGUACGCCCUUUCAAAAAACUUUUGCCCAGAUGGCAACGUCUCUAUGACAAACUCGUUUCCUGGACCUUUGUCUCGAUACACUACUGUAACUUGUCUCAAGUCUAUGCAAUACUCAGAUUCUUGUUGCCCUUUGUUUUUAUGACAAUGUAACUUAUACUCAGCUGAAUUCAAUACAAACCAUCUAGUUUUCCACUUUAA